Messenger RNA from Acanthisitta chloris (rifleman), 1717 nucleotides. RefSeq names its product heterogeneous nuclear ribonucleoprotein L-like (gene HNRNPLL). The transcript has 12 exons. Gene Ontology annotation, biological process: regulation of RNA splicing; mRNA processing. The coding region runs from base 126 to 1439 and encodes 437 amino acids. Gene Ontology annotation, molecular function: mRNA binding. NCBI's taxonomy places the organism in Eukaryota, Metazoa, Chordata, Aves, Passeriformes, Acanthisittidae. The record is from RefSeq and is a predicted model, not a curated record. Gene Ontology annotation, cellular component: nucleus.
AUGCUGGGGGAAGUCAUCACAAAGUCUCUGUUUCUCCUGUGGUCCAUGUCCGAGGGCUGUGUGAAUCAGUUGUGGAAGCAGAUCUCGUGGAAGCUCUUGAAAAGUUUGGAACAAUAUGCUAUGUCAUGAUGAUGCCAUUUAAGCGCCAAGCUCUGGUGGAGUUUGAGAACGUAGAAAGUGCGAAGAAGUGUGUGACGUUUGCAGCAGAUGAAGCUGUGUACAUUGCUGGGCAGCAGGCCUUCUUCAACUACUCCACAAGUAAGAGAAUUACUCGGCCAGGGAACACUGAUGACCCGUCUGGUGGAAAUAAAGUUCUCCUGUUGUCAAUUCAGAAUCCUCUCUACCCAAUCACAGUGGAUGUUUUGUAUACUGUGUGCAACCCUGUUGGCAAGGUUCAACGUAUUGUCAUAUUCAAGAGAAAUGGAAUACAAGCCAUGGUUGAGUUUGAAUCAGUGUUUUGUGCCCAGAAGGCGAAGGCUGCACUCAAUGGAGCAGAUAUCUAUGCAGGAUGCUGCACUCUAAAAAUUGAAUAUGCAAGGCCAACUCGACUUAAUGUCAUUAGAAACGACAACGAUAGUUGGGACUACACUAAGCCAUAUCUGGGCCGCCGAGACAGAGGGAAGGGGCGGCAGAGGCAAGCUAUUCUGGGAGAGCACCCAUCAUCGUUUAGACAUGAUGGUUAUGGGUCACAUGGUCCUUUGUUGCCCUUGCCAAGCCGGUACCGAAUGGGAUCUCGGGACACUCCAGAACUUGUUGCUUAUCCAUUGCCCCAGGCAUCCUCUUCUUACAUGCAUGGUGGAAAUCCUUCUGGGUCAGUUGUCAUGGUUAGUGGGUUGCAUCAGCUCAAGAUGAACUGUUCAAGGGUAUUCAACCUGUUCUGCUUAUAUGGAAACAUCGAGAAGGUGAAAUUUAUGAAGACUAUUCCAGGCACGGCACUGGUUGAAAUGGGUGAUGAGUAUGCUGUGGAAAGAGCAGUCACACAUCUCAACAAUGUCAAGUUAUUUGGAAAGAGACUUAAUGUCUGUGUUUCCAAGCAGCAUUCAGUGGUUCCAAGCCAGAUAUUUGAGCUGGAGGAUGGCACCAGUAGUUACAAGGAUUUUGCAAUGAGUAAGAACAAUCGCUUCACCAGUGCUGGCCAAGCAUCUAAGAACAUCAUCCAACCACCCUCCUGUGUGCUGCAUUAUUAUAAUGUUCCCCUAUGUGUAACUGAAGAGACAUUUGUAAAGUUAUGUGAAGAUCAUGAAGUUCUCAGCUUUAUUAAGUACAAAGUGUUUGAUCCAAAACCUUCUGCCAAAACACUGUCUGGUCUGUUGGAAUGGGAAUGUAAGACAGAUGCAGUGGAAGCUCUCACUGUACUUAAUCACUACCAGAUAAGAGUCCCAAAUGGCUCCAACCCAUAUACCUUGAAGCUUUGCUUCUCUACUUCAUCCCAUUUAUAGAGAAGAGGACAGCAUGUUAAGAGCUACGUUCACCUCGAUUUGCAAGUUUAAAACUACACUUCGUUCACAAAGCUCUAAAGUGGUUGUUCUAAUGUUGCCUUGUUUCAACUUAAUUCUAAUAUCUUUUAUCUUGUUUUAUAAUAAAUGGAUGUUCCUUCAUAAAUACAAACCAGAUUUUUUUCUUUUUGCCUCUGAGAAGUACAUGUUGUAAGCUUACUACAAAGUUUGUAUUUUGUUAGUGUCAAAUGCCUAAAGAAGUACCGGUAGUAUAAACAAGG